GUUGGCAGCAUUCGGUAUUUCGGACGAGUUGGGCGCCAGAUCUUUGCGCGGUUGGUUCGGUCUAGUUCGGUCGAUUACGAAGGAACAAGUUCAGUAAACGCAAGGACCAAACGUUGUUCAGUACAUUAUUGGAAUAAAGGACAAUGGCACUAUUUCGUUUGAGCGUUGCACGAUGCUUAGAAUUGCAGAAACUAAGCUCUCCAAUCAUCUCACGAUCAUUAUCAGAUGCUACUGAUCUAAAAAAAGUUCUUGCUGAAAAAAUUCCAAAAGAGCAAGAACGUAUUAAAGCUUUUAGAAAAGAUCAUGGAUCCACUAAAGUUGGUGAAGUCACAGUUGAUAUGAUGUACGGAGGUAUGCGUGGAAUUAAAGGAUUGGUAUGGGAGCCAUCAGUAUUAGAUCCAGAGGAGGGUAUCAGAUUCCGUGGAAAAUCCAUUCCUGAAUGUCAAAAAUUACUGCCGAAAGCACCAGGAGGUUCUGAACCACUUCCUGAAGGUCUCUUCUGGCUGCUCAUCACCGGAGAUGUUCCUACUGAAGCUCAAGUUAAAGCUAUUUCUCAAGAAUGGGCAGCAAGGAGCUCCAUUCCUGCUCAUGUUACCAAAGCACUUAACGAUUUCCCGAAGACUCUUCAUCCUAUGACACAAUUUUCAGCAGCAAUUACGAUACUCAACAGCGAGAGUCAAUUUGUUAAAGCAUACAGCAGUGGUGUUCAUAAAUCAAAAUACUGGGAAACAAUUUACGAAGAUUCUAUGAAUUUAAUUGCAAAAUUACCAGUAGUUGCUGCUACUAUUUACCGUAAUGUCUAUAAAAACGGUAAAGGCCUUGGAUCAGUUGACAGCGGAAAAGAUUGGUCGUGGAAUUUCGCUAAUAUGUUGGGUUAUGACAAUCCACAAUUUAUUGAGCUCAUGAGACUUUAUCUUACUAUUCAUUCCGAUCAUGAAGGUGGUAAUGUGUCCGCUCAUACCACUCAUUUAGUUGGAUCAGCUCUUUCCGAUCCCUAUUUAUCCUUCGCUGCCGGUAUGAAUGGUCUUGCAGGGCCACUUCAUGGUCUAGCUAAUCAAGAAGUAUUGGUUUGGUUAGAGAAACUUAGAGCACAGGUUGGUGAUGCUCCAUCUGAUGAAAAACUCAAAGAUUUCAUUUGGAAUACAUUAAAAAGUGGACAAGUUGUUCCUGGCUAUGGACAUGCUGUACUAAGAAAGACAGAUCCUAGAUACACUUGUCAAAGAGAGUUUGCAAUGAAACAUCUUCCAAAUGAUGCCUUGUUCAAGCUGGUUUCCCAAGUCUACAAAGUGGUACCUCCAAUUCUUUUGGAAACUGGAAAAGUUAAAAACCCAUGGCCUAAUGUUGAUGCACACUCUGGAGUAUUACUUCAAUACUAUGGCAUGAAAGAAAUGAAUUACUACACUGUUCUCUUUGGUGUAUCUCGAGCAUUAGGAGUUCUUGCAGCACUUGUAUGGGAUCGUGCACUUGGUUUACCAAUUGAAAGGCCCAAAUCUCUUAGCACUGAUCUCUUGAUGAAGGCUGCCAAAGCUGCUUAAACAAUGUCAAUCGUAUAUUUAUCCUAGUGUUCAAGGUCAUUAAGUGCAUACUGCAAUCAACUUUCAAUCGACAAAAAAAAACAAUAAUAGUUAUUAUUAUUAUCAUUAUUAUUAUUAUGAUAAGGAUAACAAAAAUGUUCGUCACUCAUUUUUCAAUCAAUACUCUAAAUCAUUAUUUUAUUUUCAUUACCUCAUUAUAUUCUCCUUGAUUAUUAGACAUUACAUUACAUGCAUAUGUAUAUACAUAUAUGUAUAUAAUAUAUAAUUUAUAUUAAUACAUACAUACAUACAUAUAUAUACAUAUAAUUAUUAAAUAUCAAUCUGACACAAUUAAAUCCAAUCACUAAUUAUAAAUUUUUUUUUUUCAUAUAAUUGAAAUAUUUUAAUAGUAAUUGUAUGUAAAAAAACAUAAAACACGACUUAACUUUAUUUCCCUUUAAAUAUGAAUCCAUUAAAAUAUGAAUUUAUUUUUAAUUAAUUCAUUUUUGCCAUCAAUCCAUUAACCACAUGAGAACAGUUGAAAAUUACUGCCCACACAUUUAUAAGAUUCAGUAAAAAUUAAUUCGGAAUCAUUGAUUAUAGCCAACCAAAGAUGAUAAAAAAUGGAUAGUUGUGAAUUAAAAAAAGUUAAUGUAGUACAUGAAUCAAGGUUGGUUAAUUAGAUCAAAUGUUGAAUAGUGUUCUAAGAACUAAUUGAAAGCAAAGAACAGUGAUAGUGGUUAUAAAAAAAAUUCAUAAAUUGAGUAUGGAUUAAAUUACCUCAGUAUGAUAGAAAAUUUUAUGAAAUAACUUAGAUUACUUCAAAAUUCUUUGAAUGCUUCAAAAAUGUUAUAUUAGUUCAACCGUAAGCUUUUUCAUUAAAAAGCCGACAGUUGAAUGAUUUGGAUAAUAAUCAUAAUUAGCGUAUUGUAUAAAAGCAUUGAGAAUGAAUGAGUGUGUGCGAUACUUUAAUUUAUGAUGUAUGUAAAAAUAAAUAGAAAUCCCACAAUGAAAGAA
Messenger RNA from Chelonus insularis, 2531 nucleotides. It is a transcript of the gene kdn, whose product is annotated as knockdown. The transcript is spliced from 4 exons. Bases 144 to 1535 code for a protein of 463 amino acids. Gene Ontology annotation, cellular component: mitochondrial matrix. Gene Ontology annotation, biological process: carbohydrate metabolic process; citrate metabolic process; tricarboxylic acid cycle. The record is from RefSeq and is a predicted model, not a curated record. NCBI's taxonomy places the organism in Eukaryota, Metazoa, Arthropoda, Insecta, Hymenoptera, Braconidae.